Messenger RNA from Spodoptera litura, 1472 nucleotides. Lineage: Eukaryota; Metazoa; Arthropoda; Insecta; Lepidoptera; Noctuidae. The record is from RefSeq and is a predicted model, not a curated record.
UAAAUCGACGGUAACGCACGCACGUAGUCUGUAGUUCAUAUAGGUAGAUAAAUAUGGAUAUAGAAUUAUUUAUAUCAGAGAUACAAUCCCGUCCUGCGAUUUGGGAUUCAAAAAGUGAUAGUUAUAGUAAUAGAGGAGAAAAAGUGAAGGCCUGGGAAGAAAUUGCGAAUUGUUUGUGGGAGAUUUUUCGAAUAAAACUGCCAAAGAAAAGAACAUUGAAGAAUUACAGAGGAAGUGGAAGAGUCUUUGUGACAGUUUUAAUAGAGAAAAUGCAAAAAAACAAGAACGUUGCGAGUGGUUUGGCAGCAACAAGCAGUAAACAGUACAUUUAUUUCAAUCAUCUAUCGUUCUUGAAUUCCUUAAAAGAAGUGAGACCGCCUACCGAUUUUACUAAUGCAACUGAUGAUGCGGAAACAUCUCACCCGAAAAUAAACAGAAACAUUGAUAUAAAAAGGGCCGAAAAAUCAGAAAAUGAAAUGCUCAGAACACUUUCGGAAAAUUUAAAACGUAAACAUGAUCAAAUAAGCGACCAAAAUGACCCCGAUAAGCAAUUUCUGAUGUCGCUGCUUCCACAUGUAAAAAAAAUUGACGAAAAUUGUAAACUUGAUUUUCAAUCAGAAAUAUUACAGUUAAUUAGAAAGUACACGCAUAAUCAAAAUUAUGAAACCUAUUCGGCACAAUAUUAUGGUUAUUCUUCAGGAAAUGCCAACAUACACUCGACACAAAAAGCUUCUACAUCUGUUCAGCCUUCUCCACUUCAUUCACAUUAUUCCGACAAGUCUAUGCUUGACAUGUCAUACUCUACACAAAACGCUUCUACAUCUAUCCCGUCUUCACCUAUAAUUCAGCCUUCUCCAACUCAUUCAUAUUAUUCUGACCAGUCUAUGGACAACAGUUCUGUUAUCGAAAACAUGUUCCGUGAUGAUGACGAGUGAUACCAAAUUAUAAUAAAGACAUAAUAACUAAAUACAAAUACCUACGUGUUUUAUUUGUUAACUAGCACAUUGAUUAUAAUAAUCAAUGUGCAUUUUUUUUCUAUUAUAAAUAAAGUACAGAUUAUUUUAUCAUAGUGUUCUGUGGAGUUUUAUGCUAGUGAUUAUUUCCACUUACCUUAAUGUGAUAGCUAGUCUUUCCGCAGGUGCGAUGCUUUUCCGCAUGUUGGUAUCGUGGUGCUUUAAUCCAGCAUAUAAUAGAGCAUGUAGUUCCCAAAACGUAUCUAUGCUUAAACGAAAAUGUUUGAAAAACUUUUUAGGAUGGUUUAGAAGAUUAUCGAAAUGUUCGUUGCAUUUGUUUACAUUCGUUAAAAUUGGAUGUAUUCAAUAACUACGGUUUCGUCUUCUACGACGACGUCUUUUUAUCAAAAGAAGCGCAAUUAAACCUUCUUCGUCAGAGUCCAUUAUGAUACUGCACGCAAAGGUUAAAAAAAGUACAACAACAAGCAGCCACCGACCGCAAGUGUCGACCACCGGCCA